Nanorana parkeri is the source of this 3552-nucleotide messenger RNA. RefSeq names its product M-phase phosphoprotein 9 (gene MPHOSPH9). Gene Ontology annotation, cellular component: centriole. NCBI's taxonomy places the organism in Eukaryota, Metazoa, Chordata, Amphibia, Anura, Dicroglossidae. Bases 1 to 3432 code for a protein of 1143 amino acids. The record is from RefSeq and is a predicted model, not a curated record. The transcript is spliced from 24 exons.
AUGACAGGAAGUAAAUACAAAAAAAUAGGUCUGAUCUACUCGUGUGUAAUAGAGGACAGUAAAUCAGACAUGGAUAUGGACACGUCAGAUCACCCCAAAUCACCCACAGAAGCCAGGAGGGAAAGUAUUGAAGGCGGGAGUACAAUAAAUAAAGCGUUGCCCAGCCCCGAGAGCUCUCGCCAGUGUCCUGAAUUUCAGGCACCUUCUGCUGGGGAUCUUUGUGGCAGUGAACAGACUGAUCCUGAAGCCAGAAAAAAUUGUGAGGCACGGUGGUUACAGUUAUUUCAGCUGGUAGAAAGGCAGUGUCAAGAUCAAAUAGAUGCCCAGCAAGAACAAUUUAACCGUCAGUUACAGCUCAUCCGUGAGGAAAUUAAACGCUUAGCCCAGUUACAGGGAAGCAGCUUUGCUUGGAACUGUGGGACAGGCAAUACCAUUUUACCUCAAGCAAGUGGUGCCCAUCCUCCAAGUGCUGAUAUUGGACAGCAUUCCCAAGAUGAAGACAGGGGCGAAAGCACCAACACCGCAUUCCAUCUGCUUCAGGAACUUGAUAUUCAGAAAAGAGCUUUCAUUACACAGGAGCACUUUCAAGAGAAUACCUCCAUCAGCAGUGGCUAUGGAACGCUUUCUGCCUCUGAGCCAAACGCUUGUUUAAGCUCCUGUAGUAAGAAUACCUCAAGGAAGGCCAGGUUGCCAACACAACAGACUUUUGUGGAAUGCAGAACUGAGUUGACCAAGCAUCCCCAUUUAACUCAUCUACCUGUGGACAGUGAAAAACCUUUCAUGUUGAUACCUGAUACAAAAUGUCUGACACACCUUGAGAAAUCAUCUGAAGGAGACCUGUCAGGAAGCCACACAAACUAUGAGAAAAGGGCUGUCAGUCAAACUACUCAGCCAGCCAGUAAACCGCUGACAACAUGGGCCCAGAAGCUCAGACAAACGCAUCAAAAAAGAUCUGUUCAAAUUGAACAAAGCUCUUCCAUGCAGUCAAAUCCACAUUCAGAAAGAGAUUCUGACAACACGGAGGGUUCUUCAAAUAUGUUCUUUCUCAACAAUCGAGCAGAAAGUGCAAAUUCCUUAUUUUCUACAGGAUCUGGGUUUACAUACUGGAUGUUAGAUGAGAAAGACUUGUAUCAUCCUUUGCCUGAUAAUCUUGAAACUGGAGUUUCCAAACUUUUUCAUGCUAAAGAGCCUGAUGAGGCAAGGAUUCCAUCUCUCACAGACCUAUAUCAUAGGAAGCAAAGAGAAUAUGGACAGUGCCCUGCCUGGGAACCACUCCCUCCCUCUGAACACACUCACCCUCCAGAGAUAUUAACUUUAGAUCCAACGCUACACAAAAAGCAUCCUCACAGUGUUAGUCUGUGUAAUGAAAGUUAUACAGCUCCUUUAACUCCAGACUCCAUCUUGGAAAGUGCCCCAUACAAGCAGUAUGAUGACGAGUCUUUGUCUGCUACCUCAUCACUGUUGGGGGAUUCACCAAACAGAUCUCCACACAGCCCAGUGGCAGAUGUAGAGCAGUGUAAAUCUACCAAAUAUCAAACAAGGAGGGAUAUAAAUUACCAUCCACGUCGGGGAGAUAGUGUUGAUGAAAGAAUGAACUGUACCGAAGAUGAUGUCAAUAGCUUGACCCCUUCCUCCAUGCCCCAGUCACCAUUGCCAGUUGCAGAAGAGAGCCUAUCCCACCCUUCUGGUGUCCUGUCUGCAGACCACCCUAUGAUGCUUUCCAAUAUCAGACGAAGUUUAAGAGAAAAACAUGCUCGCCACUUGGCCGACCUGCGAGACUACUAUGAAUCAGAAAUCAGUAACUUGAAGCAGCAGCUUGUAGCAAGUAACAAAUCUACUACUACCUCAGAGGAUCUGAUGAAGAUUAGCAGCUUGACUGAGCGGUGUUCUCAUAUGGACGGUGCUUUGGCAGAAGCAAGUAAACGAAUCCGUAUGCUUGAGAACAAAAAUAAUGAACUGGAAAAACAAGUGGCUGAGUGGAAGGAUCGGUAUUACAGUGCCAGCAAUACUUCAAAAGAUCUGCAAGCACACAUUGAGGAAAUGAGAACGAGGAGCAUGGAAAAGGAAACCGCAAUAACCCGACUGCAAUCUAGACUCAAAGAAGUUGAAGGGUCAUUUGAGAAAGCUUUCAAAAAGUCUGACGAUAAAGAUGAACGAAUAAAGCAAGAGCACAAAAUGUUUCAAGAUCUUUUGUUGGAAUAUAAAUCACUUGGAAAGGAACACGAAAGAGUAAAAGACACGCUAGGCACGACAGAAAAUAAGGUGUGUGAGGCUCAAACUGAAGUAAAUGAGCUCAGAAGGACAGUGUCAAAGCUGGAAACACAGAUUAGGCAACUGGAGCAUGAAAACAUGGUGAAACUUCGACGCAUUGCUAAAGGCCAGUCAUGGUCAUCCAGCUUAAACAAAGAAUUGUCGCACACUGUGGGUAGCCUGCAUACUGCGGAUACUGCACACUGGAAGACGCCUGGAACACAGUGUACUGUUUUCUCUGGUCAACCAGUUGACAACAAAACCAUAGAAAUGGAGAAUAAACAUGAUGCCUCAUAUGUGCCAAACAGGCACCAUUCUCCUCCAGAAAAGGAAGCCUUACAUAAUUAUAUAGCAGCUAAACCCACGACAGAAGAGCGCAGUACUCAGGAGAGUCCCAUUCUAAAAGCCUUGAGAGACUUUGAAGAAGAAAAAGGGUUGAAAGGCUGGAAAAAGGAAAGUUCUAUAUCAAAUCUUUUAGGACCGUCCAGUAAACCGCAAACUGUGGGAUUCAAUGACUGCUGUACUCCACGCGAUUCUCCAGAUAAAAAUAGAGAUCGGCAAAAACACCUUAAUUCCCCAGCUGGCCCGCGAUCCUCUUCACUCCCACCUUCAAUCAGGAAGACAUCCACUGUUACUACCCCAACAAAGCGUGAAUUGAUGUUGAUCCCUUUGCAAGUGAAGUACAGCCCAAAGCGUUCUCCUAUUGAAAAUCUUUCUCCAGGGCUGAGUCAGUUGUUAUGUGAUGAGGAAAACACAAUGACAAGGUAUGAUGUUGCUUGGGCAGAGUCAUCAAAAUGUAAAGAUCCAAGUCCCAGAAAAAGACUUCAGUUUAUGUCUUUGGAAGAUUCAGAAGAGAAGCAAAAGACUAUCAUUAAUCCAAAGAGCAGCAGCGAGUCACAGCUUCCUUUAGUAAUGCCACCAUAUGAGACUGAAAUUACAUGCAAUGAGAGAAUGAAAAACAUGGCUGACACAGAGAGGCUGUUUGAUGAGUUAACAGAGGAGAAAAAACAGAUAGAAGCUGCUCUCAGUCGAAUGCCAAGUGUUGGUCAUAGAAUGAGCAUGCAAACGAGAGUUAUGAAGGAAAACUUGGAAGAUCGCCUGGAAAAAAUUAACCGUGAUCUGGGGUCAAUCCGAAUGACACUAAAAAAAUACCAUAUUUUACCAACCUCUGCAAAUAUUUAGUGUUCUUAUAUAUCCUGUGAACUGGCUUUUUAUUUUUGCACUACUGUGAACUUAUGCACUGACUUCAAGCAUAAUUACACUUUUUUUUUUAUAAAGAAGAGUUGUAUCUGCAAGGCUAUG